UGGUAACCGGUUAUUAUGAAGUUUGCGAAGUACUUGCCAUAAGUAUUUGUUGGUGGUAGUAAUGGUAAUCUUACGUGAUGUAAGAUCAGAAUUUUAUAAUGAGAUUAUUGGGAAGGUGAGUAUGCGCUUAAAUUUACCUGAAACCACUAGCGAGUUCUUGUUUGCGUUUGUCCCGAUGUGGAUGGUCUAUGUACUUGGAAGAUUUUAAAGGAACUCUUCAAACAUCGAGAUGUACUUUACACGCUUGUGGUCGUUAAAGAUAAGAGUGAUCUUAAGGAGGCUUAUAUGAAAAAUCAUGACUCUGUUGGUUUCACCUUCUCUUUUAACCAUUUGUUAUAGUUUCAGGUUGUGUUGCUAUUAAAUUGUGGGGCGAAUUUCGAUAUUGUAGGCAACUUGGAGCCUUCUGAAGAGUGUAUUUUCUAUGUCUGUGAUAGUCACCGCCCGAUUCACGUAAACAAUUUUUACAACCAGCGACAGGUCAAACUUAUGUGUCUAAAUGAGGAUACAUCGUUAGUGCCUAAAUUCGAAGAAGUUUUCCAGGAUUUCUCGAGCGGUGACUCGGAUGAGGAUUCUGAUGAGGAACAAAGCAAAAAAUUAAGACCUGAAGACGUUGAAAAAAGGAUCGAAAAACGAAGAUGGAACAGAAGAAGACAGGAACUUCUUAUGGACUACGAAAGCUUCUCAUACUAUACUGUCGCAUCUUCUGUUGUGAUGUUUGACCUAGCGUGGAAAUUAUCCCAGGAAAACAAUUGUCUACUAUGGUACGGAAUAGUGGGACAAACUUCUCAGCUUAUCACUCAUGCCAUAAAUCGCGAGCAUUAUAUUGAUCAACUAGAUUAUUUACAAAGCCACAUGAGUCGCUUGAGUCAUGUUGGUCAAAUCCACUCAGGAACUAGUACAAAUGAUGAAAAUAAGGCUAGAAUUGAAAUUAUGUUUGACGAUGAGUUAGCCUUAUGGCUUUACAGACAUUGGAGUUUAAAAGAAACUAUGGAAACCAGCAUGGUUACAGCGUCCAAAUUUAAACUUUUUACCGAAGGAGGACAACGACGUAUGUAUGAAUUCCUUGUACAAUUGGGACUUCCAAGACGUGAAUGUGCACAAUUAUAUUCCUCAAUGAAUAGUAAUCUGCGAGAUACUCUUAGUUCUCAGUUUUUACAGUAUGGUGAAAGAUAUGGCCUUUCACGAACAGAUCUAUUCUUGCCCUCAUUCAUUGUUCAUUUGGGAUAUAGAACGCCCAUGUCAGCGGUUGACGCUGUAUUUCUAACUAUAUCUGCUUUGGAGUGUUAUAAUAGCGGUAACCCAGAAGAAAACUUUCAAUCGGCUUUGGAUGCAGUAGCGUGUUGGAGUUUACCUUCCUUAGAUAAAGAACUACUACAGGCAGAAAUGCAUCUCCAGAAUCUAGCUAAUCAAGUGCGAAAUCUACUCGAUACAGAUGAUGUAGUCGCUUUUGGACCAUUUCUAUAUGUAUAUAUUAGAAAGAGUUCUUUGGUUACUCACGCAUUGAGAAACUCUCAGUCAUUAGCAAUUUUAUCCAAAUAUAUUCUUAUGGCCAAAGCAUCAAUGAGAGCGAAAUUGGGUCGUGGCAGAAGAGUAGUUCAAAUGCCUUUAAUUGUCUGCAUAGACAGUAAAACAGAUGAUAAUUACAUUUCUCUCCUGGGCAUUCCACCAAUACACGGAGAUGAUGAUCGGAAUUUAUUCGGUCAAGCCUUUGAAGCUGCUAUAAGUCGUACUAAAGCACGAGCUGAAUUCAAAUACUUCAGUACUAAUUGCAUUGAACUUCAUCGAGAAGAUAUGCUGAAGAUAUUCGAAGCUCUUUCCAACCUUUUAACUUAAUUUUUUAUUUUCUAGUUUUCUACUGAUGUUUUUUGUUGUUGUAUAGAUGUGAAGUCUUGGUGAUUAAAAAUCUUCCACUCUCUUCCACUUUCUUUCUUUAUGGAUACCUUUUUAUGUCGUUGUAUAUUUCUUAUUGUUAAUUAUCGUGUACAUACAUACAUGGAUGUUCUUUGUCUCCACUACCAGAUUAUGGAAUUAAUAGAGAUUUUCAGUUGAGAAUCUCUCUCUCUCUGUUCCCUUUAUCUAUUAUGACAAGGAUUUUCAACUACUGGAGAAGAGAGCUACGAAUAUAAAGGCAUAUCCAUCAUUCUGUAUAUUCGUAGUUGGUGUAUAUUUUGAAGCAUUCAUACCCUGCAUAACCUAUCCAUGCAACUUUCCAAAAAUACUAACUGUUAUAUGAAUAAGAGACAAUUAAGAAAUUUAUUUCCGUUGUAAAAUAUAUGAAAAUUAUCAUACAUCUUCUAUCAUGCAUUUUAAAGUAUUUUGUUAACUGUUAUAUUCGUCUACAUAACUGAGAGAAAAAA
Trichobilharzia szidati is the source of this 2357-nucleotide messenger RNA. Lineage: Eukaryota; Metazoa; Platyhelminthes; Trematoda; Strigeidida; Schistosomatidae. The record is from the annotation of a GenBank genome assembly.